AUCAUACAGAAGUUGUUGAUGUCCUACUAAAGCAUGGGGCUAAUGUAUUUGAGCCUAGUAAGAGGGAUAAUGGCUUACCUUCACUAUUGGUUGCUGCUAAAAAUGGUUUUGUAAACAUUUUAAAGCUGAUACUCAGAAGAGGUUCAUUGCAAGCAGUUAUUGAUUGCACUGAUAAUGAUGGACGUACUGUACUUUAUAUUGCCUGUGAAGAGGGGCAUGCACGAGUAGUUGAAUUACUACUGGAGUACGGCAUUACUAACAUUGAUAAAAAAUGUGAUAAGAAUGGCUUUAAUCCUCUUGAUAUUGCUGUUGAGAAAGGACAUAAAGAUGCUGCAAUGGCUUUAGUGAAUAGUGUGAAGUGGAAGGAUGCAUUACGUAAUGUUACUGUUGAGUCUUAUAUUAAAAAAUGUUGCCCAUGCAACAGUAAAAGAGAGCCUGUUGACAGUGUUGAGUUUGAGCUCAGUGAAAUUGAAACCUCUAGCAAAAAAGAUGACAAAUUUCUUACACAAUUUACAACUCCAAUGAGAAAGAUAAUUAAGAGAAUGCCAGAUGUAGCUAAAGUUGUUUUUGAUCGCUGCUAUAAGACAGAAGGAUCACCAACUGAUUGUGACUAUAAGAUUACUUUUAAUUUUGAGUUUCUUGAAGAUUUUGAUUUGAAGCAUGCAACAGAACAAAAAUCAAGGAGAAAUAGUGAAGAUCAAACUAAUCAAGUUCAAGGAAAUAAACAUAGCAUGGAAAGGACUCCACAAUUAGCUUACUCUAGUCAGAAUCAUUGCCUGAAUAUUCUUGCUAAUUCACCAAGUGCUCACUUAUUGCAGCAUCCACUUGCUAUGACACUUCUAGAUUUAAAAUGGAUUAAAUAUGGGCAAAUACUUUAUUAUAGUAAUUUGAUAUUUUAUUUUCUGUUUUUGAUUCUAUUGACGUCAUUUGCUCUUACUGUUCCUUCACCAAAUUCUAUCUUAUGUAAGUUAUUAAGGCAAAGCCAACUAGUGAAAUAG
Amphimedon queenslandica is the source of this 998-nucleotide messenger RNA. Its product is annotated as transient receptor potential cation channel subfamily A member 1 homolog. Gene Ontology annotation, molecular function: transmembrane transporter activity. Gene Ontology annotation, cellular component: transmembrane transporter complex. The coding region runs from base 336 to 998 and encodes 220 amino acids. NCBI's taxonomy places the organism in Eukaryota, Metazoa, Porifera, Demospongiae, Haplosclerida, Niphatidae. The transcript is spliced from 6 exons. Gene Ontology annotation, biological process: monoatomic ion transmembrane transport. The record is from RefSeq and is a predicted model, not a curated record.